Molecule: messenger RNA, 3798 nt
Organism: Salvia miltiorrhiza (redroot sage)
Lineage: Eukaryota; Viridiplantae; Streptophyta; Magnoliopsida; Lamiales; Lamiaceae
Product: putative disease resistance protein RGA3
Exons: 3
Coding region: 96-2396 (766 amino acids)
Biological process (GO): defense response to other organism
Molecular function (GO): ADP binding
Source: RefSeq, a predicted model, not a curated record
CGAAACAAAGGCUGUGUAAACUCUUCUUCUUGCGCCAAUUUUCCAAUCCUAUUCCUUACCCCUCUCUUUCUCUCUCUAAAUCAGCAGCCCAAAGAAUGGAAGCAAAAGCAGCUGCCGCCAUCCUUCAAGUUCUAAUCCAAAACCUCAUCGACCUCUCCAAGAAAGAAUUCUCACUAAUGCGAGGUCUCGACAAAGACGCAGCAAAGUUAACUGAGAGCUUAGAUAUGAUCCAGAAAUUCUUGAACGAAGCUGAGAUGGGCACCAUCAACGACCAAGCUGUCAAGAGCUGGCUCAAAAAGCUUGAAAACGCGGCCUUCGACGCCGACAACGUUUUGGAUGAGCUCAACUAUCAAAUUCUCUCCAAACAAAUUAAGGCCAUCAAACCAAUCAAGGAAAAGGUACUAUCAUGCUUCUCAUCCUUCAAUCAUAUUGCACAUCCUCGAAAAAUGGCUAAGAGGAUAAAAAAAAUCAAUGACAAUUUGGACUCUAUUAGCAAAGAGGCAACCCAACUUGGCCUCAUAGGGAGGCUUUCCAUUUUACCCAAUUUGAUUGAUGCUUCUUUUGAAACUGAUUCAUUCGCUGUUGAUCCACUUUUUAUUGGAAGGGAUGAUGUUGUCUCGAAAUUAGUUGAGAAACUUACAAAUAGUGUUAAGAGUGAUGAACGUGGAAUUUGUAUCCUUUCGAUUUGCGGAAUGGGUGGAACGGGGAUGACGACGUUGACUAGAAAAGUCUUCAAUCAUGAGAAGAUAGAGACUCAAUUUGGAUCGCGUAUUUGGGUGCAUGUUUCUCAAAUUUUUGAUCCAUUCAUUUUGUUUAAGAAAAUCCUCGAAGAAUUGACUUGUGAUCGAGUUGAAGUAGAGAAUAGGCAAGGUAUUAUGAGAAAGCUUCAACAAGCUUUGAAAGAUAAAACUUAUCUUCUUGUUCUUAAUGAUGUGUGGAAUGAAGAUCUUUCGAAAUGGGAAGAUUUUAUAAAUUCCUUGUCGGGAGUUAGUUGUGUGAAGGGAAAUGCUAUUGUUGUUACCACCAGAAUUAUGAGCGUAGCUUCAAUUGCGAAUCCGUAUUUUAUACAUCAAAUGAACGGCUUAUCAGAUGAAGAGUGUUGGUCAAUAAUCAGAGGAAAAACCUUUGGAAAAGAGGAUGUUCCUUUAGAAUUUGAGGCCAUUGGGAGAAAGAUUGCAAGAAGAUGUCGAGGGUUGCCCUUAGCUGCCAACAUAGUUGGGGGAGUGCUACGCAAUAAAUCAGAAGAAAAAUGGCACUCCAUCGAACAGAAAUGGCUUUCACAAGAUGAAGGAGCUAGUAUCACAAAAAUAUUGAGAUUGAGCUUCGACAAUUUGUCCCCGCCAUUACUUAAGAAGUGCUUUGCGUACUGUGCGAUGUUUCCUAAAGGUUGCGAAAUCAUGAAACAGGAACUGAUUGAGUUGUGGAUGGCAGAAGGUUUUCUUCAAGCUGAUGGAAGCGAUGACAUGGAGUCCGUGGGUGAAAAAUUUAUCAACAUUCUUCUUCACAACUCUUUACUCCAAGUUUCAAAGACAGAUGGUUACGGAAAUGUAGAAAGUUGUGGAAUGCACGAUCUUGUGCACGAUCUCGCCUGUUCUGUUUCAAGUUCCUCUAACAAUACGGUGGGUAGCUGCCGAGUUCGAUACAUGACUCUCAGAGACAACAACUGUGGAGAUAUAUCAUGUCCAAUCCCAAAAGACAUGGCAAAAUCUUUGCGUACAUUACUAAUAACACCCGAAGGUGAUAUUUCUGGUAUCAACUUCUCAGACUUCGAAAGUUUGCAUGUUUUGGGUCUUGACUCUAGAAUUAAAGAGUUGUCAAGUUCGAUUCGAAAGUUGAUACAUCUGAGAGAUUUAGACAUUUCAAAGACAAAAAUUGAAUAUUUGCCUGAUUGGAUUGGUGAAUUCUUUCAUUUGCAGACGCUGAGAGUAGACUCACUAGGUUUGGAAAAAUUGCCAACUACGAUUAAGUACUUGAUUAACUUAAGGCAUCUUUAUGUUGACUGGAGGGUAGAGUUGCCUAAGGGAAUUGGGAGAUUAACUUCUCUCCAAACGCUAAAGAACUUUGGAGUGGGAGACAAGAAUGGCUGCAAAAUUGAAGAGCUUGAAAGUUUGGAUAAUCUUAAAGGAGAGUUACAGAUUCGCAAUCUGGAAAGGGUUCAUGAUAAGGAGGAGGCUGGGAAAGCGAAUUUAUUCAAAAAGUCAAAAAUAUUCAAGUUGUGUUUGGCAUGGGGUGAUGAUAGAGAAGGUGAAAGAAAUGAUGAGAAUGUAUUAGAAGGCCUCCAGCCUCACUCAGAUUUGAAGAAGUUAGAGAUUCGGGGAUUCAAAGGCAGAAGAUUUCCAUUAUGGACUCGGAAGAUGGCAGUUCGAGAUGCACCUGGAGGCUCUUGUGGUACUUAACAAGUUAAUGUCGUUAUCACUCAUUGACUGCUUAGAAUUUGAAGAGAUCCCAAUGUUGGGGCACUUGCCCGAUCUCAAGUCCCUUGAGUUGAAAGGAUUGAGCAAUUUGAAGUGUAUAAAUUCUUCAUUCUACGGAAUGAUGAACAACGAGACACACAUUUCUUUUCCAGCUCUCGAAUCGUUCUGGUUGUCUGAAAUGCCUCAGCUGACAGAGUGGGCAGAAAUAAAAGUUUCAGGUGCAAGUGAAGUGAAGGCAUUUCCUCGCCUCAAACAUUUGCAUAUUUGUUAUUGUGAGCAAUUGAUGAGUGUUCCGAGUCAUCUCUCGUCAUGCCUUGAAGAUUUGACAAUUAAUGGGAUCGGUCUGCAAUGUGUCCCGGCUGAUUGGUUAUUCAGUAACAACAAGACCCUCUCUAAAUUGGAUAUAAAGGACUGCACCAAUUUGAGAGAAUUACGAGAUAGCGGCGUAGAACAAUCACAAGGAAGCUUCACAUCCCUUCGCCAUCUCGAGAUUCUUGAAUGCGAAGCAUUGGAAUAUUUGCCAUGUGAAAUGCUAGGAUUCUCUCUUGAGAAGUUGUUGUUGCAGGGUUUAAGUAGCCUGAAGAAUCUACCAAGGGUAAUUGACUGCCUCCCAAAAUUGCCUCGUCUAAUAGAAUUGAUAAUCAAAGGCGUUCCUAAUUUUAUGGCCACUUCUCAUCUUGAGAUUUCGCCUUUUUCUAGCUUGAGAGAAAUAAGCAUCGAUCUUAGUAUGGGGGAGUCAAGCUCGAUGGAGACUGUGGAUGCCAUAUUGCAAGCAUGCUGCCACUCGCUUUAUUCGCUAACUUUGAAUGGGAUGGAAAGUUGGAAAUGUCUGCCGGAAUCAAUUCAACAUCUCACUGCUCUUUCUAGUUUAAGGUUAGAGGAUUUUGGAAUGGAAGAGUUACCUGAAUGGUUGGGGAGCCUCUCAUCUAUAGAAUCAUUGAUUUUAUAUAACUGCAAAAGGCUAAGGCGUCUACCCUCUAUGGAUGCAAUGCGGCGCCUCACAACAUUAAAAGAACUACAUUUUAGUGAUUGCCCGGAAAUAGUGAUUCAAAGUGAGGCAGCUAAUUCUGAAUGGCCUAAGGUUUCCCAUAUCCCCAACGUCUACAAUGAUCUCUCCAAUGACAAUGCUGGUGAUGUUGAUUCUGAAGAAAGUGAAACGGAAGAAAGUGAAACGAGCAAACAGUUGUGUUUGAGGUGCCUCUAAAGAAUUAGGAGGUGAAGCAAGGGGAUCAGUGAAGAAGGAAUGAUGAGUAUGAUUCUAAAGCCAUGGCAGAGAUGGGUGAGCUUCUGAAGAGCAUGGAGGCAAGGCGACCUCAACUAGAGGCGCUAACGGGCUUGCUCGUUGGGAAGAACGACGACAGUGUAGUUGUUGACUCUGAAGAGA